Molecule: messenger RNA, 5405 nt
Organism: Sinocyclocheilus grahami
Lineage: Eukaryota; Metazoa; Chordata; Actinopteri; Cypriniformes; Cyprinidae
Product: YEATS domain-containing protein 2-like
Exons: 29
Coding region: 1-4188 (1395 amino acids)
Biological process (GO): regulation of DNA-templated transcription
Source: RefSeq, a predicted model, not a curated record
AUGUCUGGGGUGAAAAGGAAAAUAGAGGACAAAGAUCCUGACUAUGAGGACAUCACUCAAGUGCAGGAGAACAAGAGGAGUAAAGUGGUGGAGCAGAAUGCCUGUGAAGCUGCUGUGCAGAAGAUUGAAGCGAUCAUCAAGGAUCAGUUUUCUCUGGAGAUGAAAAAUAAAGAGCAUGAGAUCGAGGUCAUCGGGCAGGCCUCUAAGAGUGACCCAUCUGUGCUGAACCACCCUGCCAUAAAACGCUUCUUGGAUUCCCCCUCCCGCUCCUCGUCUCCACUGAACCAGAAUUCAGAGACGCCAUCACAGGUCCACUCUGAGACCGAAUCCCUCAGCCAACAUGGCGAGGCUGGGGAGAGGGAGACGGACAGUGGGAGAGAGGAUGGCGCUCCACGUGAACGACGACCUGGCAGGAACACAGGAAAGGACACAUUUGGUGUACCAUCGUCCUUAGAGCGGCACGUUACUUACCACACUACAGGAGAGGAGGCUUCUCGACUCUACAUGAAGAAAACCAUUGUUGUGGGCAACGUAUCUAAGUAUAUUGCCCCUGAUAAACGUGAGGAGAAUGAUCAGUCCACUCAUAAAUGGAUGGUGUAUGUUCGAGGUUCUCGUAAAGAGCCCAGUAUCGAUCAUUUUGUGAAGAAGGUCUGGUUCUUCUUGCACCCCAGCUACAAGCCCAAUGACCUUGUGGAAAUCAGUGAGCCACCAUUUCACUUGACCCGUCGAGGGUGGGGAGAGUUUCCUGUCCGCGUGCAGAUUCACUUUAAAGAUCAACGGAACAAACGUAUCGACAUCAUCCACCACUUAAAGCUUGACAGAACAUACACAGGUUUACAGACUUUGGGAGCUGAAACGGUGGUGGAUGUUGAGCUCCACAGAAACUCACUAGGUGAUGACUUCAUCCACUCUGCCCCCUCAUCAUCAUCAUCAUCAUCAUCAUCUUCCUCUCAUCUGCUGUUUGUGGGCGGCUCUGGUUCGUCCUCCUCCACAGCUGCCCAAGGCUCUCGGCGGCCCUCCUCUCCCUCUCAGCACACUCAUGAUGAUCAGCCCAGCUCAGAUAGAGUUCCAGGUGUGACUGUCAAGAGUGAGUCAGUGCGUUCUUCAUGUUCAGAACGAAAUUCGCAGUCAAAUAGGACUGAGAAAAUCACCCUUGGUUCCCACGGAAACUCUGCCUUUCAGCCAAUCACGGCCAGCUGUAAGAUAAUUCCACAAGGGCAAGUGCCCAGUCCCGCUGAAUCACCUGGGAAAUCAUUCCAGCCGAUCACGAUGAGCUGCAAGAUUGUGUCUGGCUCUCCUAUCUCCACCCCUAGUCACUCUCCUCUCCCCCGGACAUCAUCAUCCACGCCAGUGCACAUGAAGUCCAGCCCCUCAGUCAUAAAUAACCCCUACAUUAUCGUGGACAAACCAGGACAAGUCGUUAAUAUGGCUGCAUCGACAUCUGCAGCUACAGGUACAGGCAGUCCGUCGGCCAAGCAGAGCAGCACAGCCCAUGGUGCUCGAUCACCUGCUCCUAAAGUUCACACCAGCAGCUUCCUGUCCUCUGGGGUCAAGGUUAUAAUAAAGCAAGAACCAGGAGAGGUGCCCACCCAGCCAUCACCACAGCAACAGGUUGUCUCCACAGCAACAUCCCAGCAGCAACCGCAGUAUGUGACAGUGAAGGGCGGUCACAUGAUAGCCAUGUCACCGCAGAAACCGAGUGGGAUGGGGACUGGAGGAAGUGCCACAACCAGCAAGGUGUUGGGGAUUCCACUGGGCUCUGCUGUCAAACAGGUCUCCAUGAGCAGCGGGCAGAUCUUGGUUGCUAAGUCCAGCCCCUCUGUGUCCAAGGUUGUGGGCCAAAAGCAAGUGGUGGCACAGGGCAUCGCUAAGGCAAUUGUCAGUGGAGGAGGCAGCGGUGCAAGCGGCAUCACGGGACAGCAGGUGCAUGCUGUUACCAAGGCAGCAAGUGGGUCUGGAGGAAGUGGCAAGAGUGGAGUUAUGGCCACCCUACAGCUACCGGCAAAUAACUUGGCAAACCUGGCCAAUCUGCCUCCGGGAACCAAGCUCUACCUGACCACCAACAGCAAGAACCCAUCGGGCAAAGGCAAACUGUUACUGAUCCCUCAGGGAGCUAUUCUGAGAACCUCACACAGCGCAGGCCAACAGUCUCAGAGUUCUGGUUCUGGAGGGUCGAAGUCCUCCAGUGGGUCCUCAGGGUCUGGCAGCCUGCCUUCCAAUUUAUCCUACACUUCUUACAUCCUCAAACAGACUCCUCAGGGCACGUUCUUGGUUGGCCAGCCAGGGGGCUCUGGGAAACAGACCUCUGGUAGUCACGUGGCAUCAAGUCCUGCAUCCAGUACCCAGCAGGCCAUUCGGGUCACAGCCGGUCAGAAGGCAGCCAUUUUGGCUCAGGUGUGUAACAAAGUGGUGGGUGGGUCUCAAGGUUCUCAGGUGAAGCUGUCAGAUGGCUCAGUGAAGAUGGUAACAGCUGCCGCAGCAAGUCACCUGAGCAAACCCGGCACAACCACCCUGAGAAUGACGGGAGGUGUCAUCACUGCCACAAGCUCAACCCCAUCCACACCCAGUGCCACAUCCACCUCUCAACAGUCAGCAGAAGCCACUGGAGGAUCGUCCUCUCAGCCAUUCCCUCAGAUGGCUAAAGCGCCACCGCAGCACCCUGUGCUUGUAGCUGCCAAUCAAGCUGCAGUGAUCAGUGCGGCCAAGAGUGCCAGCUCUGCCGCCAGCACAGUAAAGAGUUCUGCCUCUGGCACUGGUACCAUAGUCACAGUCGCCAAGAGCGUCAACAUGCCUCUCAUUAGCCUGUCGAAGGGGGUGGGGUCAUCUGUAGUGGGCGGGUCCAAAAGCUCAAGCCCCUCACUGCUCACUGCAGCAUCACUGAUUAGUGGAGGAACGGUCAGUGGGAAAACUGCUGCCACCAUCUCAGGUAUGUUGAAGUUGCACCCAGCUCAGUCCAGUUCCCAGCAGACAGUUCUGACCAUCCCAACUAACCAGCUGAAGCAACUCAGUGUGGGCAGUGGGUCCUCAGGGCUGCAGACCAUCUUGAUGCCUGUCGGCAAAGUCAUGCAGUCUGGUGCUAAAGGUGCAUCUGGCAGCAACACAGGUGGAGCUGCUUCCUCAGCAUCCAUACCUGUAGCUCAAGUUAAAACUGAACCUGGUUUGGUUAGCUCCACUUGUACGACUCCAGUACUCCAAACAUCUGCCCCAGCCUCUACAGCACCCACCUCUGGUCCCCUGCCAACAACCCCCACAUCCACAGAUGCAGCUGCGACUAUUAAAGUCGAACAGGGCAUAGAAUCUACAACGCAUGAACUUAUCAAUACGGAGCAUAUCGAGAACAUGACACAACUUCUGACGGCUAUAGUGAAGAAAUUCCCCCUGAUUGUCCCUGAGAAAAAUGAGGACUCUCAUCCGUUCUGUGCCACCUCUGUGGAUCAGUACUACUCAUGGAACAUUGGCAAACGCAGAGCUGCAGAGUUGCAACGAGCAGUGGCUGUGCGCCGUGUGUGUACUGAUCUGUUAGAGAGGACCCCUCGGCUUCAGGCCCUCACUCCACCCAGAACCAAAGAGGUGCUUCGCUGGUGCCGUCUCCGUGGUUACACACCCCCUGACCCUGAACCUCAGCGCACAGAGGAGGACUCCAUCGAGGACAUACUCACACAGAUCGACAGUGAACCCGAGUGCAGCUCAACUCUGACGGGCUGUGAGGAGUUGUCUCAACGUCUGAAGCAACUUCAGAGGAUUCUGAAGGCGGAGCCUGAAGACGAGGAUGACGAGCCUCUUGACAUCAUCAGUGUGAAAGACAUAGAUGCUGCCAAGGUCAAGAUUAAGCUGGAACAGGAAGAGGCUGAACAGGAACCCAAGUUCUUCUUGGGGCGCUGCCCAUCAACCCAGUUCAUCAGAGACACGUCGGAGCAGAUCGGCGUCACACUGCAGCAGGUGGAGGUGGAGAAGAACAUUUUUGCUCCAGUCGUGGAGACCAUUAUUCUUAAGGCUGUGGAGCAGUUUGCCAGUGAAAUCCUCAGGGAGUCUUUGGCCAAUGCCCAUGGGAAAUCCCAACAAAACAGAACUCCAAGAGAGAUAUCGGCUAUGGACAUGCAUCAGGCCAUUAGCUCUAUUCCCACCUGUGAUUUUCUGACUAAUAGGUACAUGGGCAUCAUGGUGAAGGAUGAAGGCCAUGUUGACUAACUUCACUCCUUGGCACCUGACCACAGAAGGACAGGUGAACUGUCAUUUACUGACUCCUCCCCCUCACAUUAUGUAAAGGUGGAGAAUGUGCAAGGGCUGACCAAUCACAGGUGCAAAUGCCCUCUUACUUGCCGGUGUUAUAAUAGAAGCCAGCCAUUUUUACAACAACAGCUGUGUUUUAUAUGAGGGUACUAAACCCAAACAGAGCUUGAUACGCAGUCUGAACAGCAUUUGUUUCGUAUGGCUACAUCAGUCUAUUUAUUUGAUUUUCAUGCUUCCUUUAUGAAUUCUGUGAUAUUUAUGAACUCUGGUCCAGUACAUGCAACCAUCAGUACAAUAACUACAGUACAGUGUUAAUGAGCAGGUACAGUAGACGCAGAAGCAUCUGCUCUAUUAUUCUACUUUGAUUGUGACCCUCAAUCUCUGCAAACGAAAACCCAGGAUCACAUGACCCUGCUUUGCUGUUGACGGCUGUUUUGCUUGUCUUAGUCUUAAAGGAAUAGUUCACCCAAAAAUUACUUUUCUGGAAUGAUUUUCUCACCUUCAUUUUGUUUGAAAUGGUGUUGAGUAAAUAAUGGCAGAAAUUCAGUUUGGGGUAUUUCUUGAACCAGAAAUACAGACAUUAAAUGAGCCACUGAACAGUUAACUGUACUGUUUUUCUGUUCUGAAAUGGCAUUAUCGAGCAGGAUUUGUUCGGAGAAGUUGACUAGUUAUAUGUGAAAUCAUCCAUUCAUUAUCUUUUUAACAAGUCUUAAUUGAUCGGCUCAUUCAGAUUAAAUGUCCAUUUUGAGUCGCACGUCUUCACUAGUCUUCACACUAGGGCAAAGAAUGUCUAAGAAAAGUCUUAAUCAUGUUGUUUUCAUAUGAAUCAUUUUCGUACUGCUGUGGGAUUUAUGAAGGAUUCAACUUCAGUGAGUGUGGAAGUUUUUUGUGUGUGUCAUUUGGGGGCAUUGAGGAAAAUGUGCAGAUUGACAGGAGGCAUUUGUGUAUUUGCUAAAACAAACUAUUGUGUCCUCUGGUUUGGUGGGCUACUUCGUGUCAUACAGCUAGCAUCAGUGUCUGGUGUGUUUGCGUGGAUGGGAGAGAAUGUAUUACUGUGUGUGUUUAUUCAGUGUUAAAAUCUUCACUUGUCUAACCAAACUCCUGAAUGUUUUUCUUUCAUAUUGUGUAUCACAAAAUAGCUAUUCUUGUAUUAAAAACGGUCAGUCUCCCACUAA